AUGGACGUCCCUGGGAAAAGUCCAAUUACAAAGGACUUGUGCCCUCUCUGUUCCAAAGCUUUUGACACUAUGCCACAUGUAAACUCCUGUUUCCACAGCUUCUGCUUUUCUUAUACACAGGACUUGUUGGAAACCAAGGCAAAAUGUCCUUCUUGUAAACAGCCUUUCCAUUCGGUUUCUCAUCCUGUGAAUGUUCCUCUGAAAGAGCUCCUAUCCACAAAACACCGCCAAGAAAACCUCUCCUCUUUUUCACCAUCCAGGAAGAACCCUGCAAAAUAUGGUCUCUUGCAUUCCAAAAAGAACUUGGACGAAUAUUCAUCUUUACCUUCUAAAAGUCAAUCUGAAGAUCACAUCACUUUGUCUUGUAAAGACUAUUCUCCCUCCCUUCAUUUAAAGAGUUGCUGUAAAGUGUCCCCUAUUAGAUUGCCAUCAAAAGACAAUCGACCCCCUUGUGAAGUCACAAAUUUUCAACCCCAUUGUGAAUGUCACCAUAUGAGGGUUUUAGGAAAGAAGCCAGUUCGUGUGUCCAGACAAUUAGAAGAACCUGAAUUCAGAUCCACUGCAAACUCCCUGAAAUUUGAUAACGAUGAUCUGGAGAACUUUGGCUCUAGAAUAGCAGCUUCCAGUUUGUCUAUGUCAGAUUUUCUAGAAGCUACAUUUAUGCUUAUUUCUUCUGGGGCAAUGGCAUUCAUAUUUCUUUAUAUCUAUUUAAAAUUGGUUCUUGUACAUAAAUAA
Messenger RNA from Pseudonaja textilis, 735 nucleotides. RefSeq lists its product as uncharacterized. Lineage: Eukaryota; Metazoa; Chordata; Lepidosauria; Squamata; Elapidae. The record is from RefSeq and is a predicted model, not a curated record.